Messenger RNA from Metarhizium brunneum ARSEF 3297, 954 nucleotides. Lineage: Eukaryota; Fungi; Ascomycota; Sordariomycetes; Hypocreales; Clavicipitaceae. The record is from RefSeq and is a predicted model, not a curated record.
AUGCCUGCAUUUGUCGAUUUUUGCUCGUGGUCACAAGAGUCACUGCAACCUUUCCACAAGUUGGUCAAGAACAGCGCUUACUACAGCCGCUACCAAACCAAGUACAAGCGCAGACGUCAAGGCAAGACCGACUACUACGCCCGUAAGCGCCUCAUCACCCAGGCCAAGAACAAGUACAAUGCGCCCAAGUACCGCCUGGUCGUCCGCUUCACCAACAAGGACAUCAUCAUGCAGAUCGUGUCUGCCGAGAUCACUGGCGACAAGAUCUUUGCCUCGGCCUACGGCCAUGAGCUCAAGGCCUACGGCAUCAAGCACGGCCUGACCAACUGGGCCGCCGCCUACGCCACCGGUCUCCUGGUUGCCCGCCGUGCCCUGUCUAAGCUCGGCCUUGACAAGGACUUCCUCGGUGUCGAGGAGGCCGAUGGUGAGUUCACCCUCACCGAGGUUGCCGAGACCGACGACGGCCCGCGCCGCCCCUUCAAGGUCUUCCUCGACGUCGGUCUUGCCCGCACCUCCACCGGCGCCCGUGUCUUUGGUGCCAUGAAGGGCGCCUCGGACGGUGGCAUCCUCGUCCCCCACUCUGAGAAGCGUUUCCCCGGCUAUGACAUGGAGUCGGAGGAGCUGGACUCCGAGGUCCUCCAGAAGUACAUCUUUGGCGGCCACGUCGCCGAGUACAUGGAGACUCUGGCCGACGACGACGAGGAGCGCUACCAGAGCCAGUUCCAGAAGUACAUCGACGACGGUCUCGAGGCCGACGGCCUUGAGGACCUCUACACCGAGGCCCACGCCGCCAUCCGCGCCGACCCCUGGAAGAAGGCGGAGAGCGACGGCCCCAAGAAGACCAAGGAGGAGUGGAAGGCCAUCUCCAAGAAGUACAGACAGACCAAGUCCACCAAGGCCGAGAAGGAGAAGCGCGUCCAGGAGAGGAUCAAGGCUAUUCUCGCCGAGGAGUAA